AAUUGGCACAAUUUAAGCUUGCUGCGUAAAACAAGUGCUAAUUACUUAAGUAAUUUUUAGCACUAAGUCUAAGUCUUAGAUUAGACAUUGCCUAUAAACCACGGUGUCAAAAAUCUAUCUUAAUUUAUUUUUUCUUAUUUUUCCUAAAGACCAUGUCCAUCCUACAGCGCCGGCUUAUCGUUGAAUUUUAGGACAGUAUCUAUAAAUGCUGAUGCAUGCUUCUCUGCUCUCAAGUCCUAUUGGAAAUUAUCUUGAUUAGAGAUUAGAUUAGAAAGCGAUCAAACACCAUGUCUUCGCAGUACCUAAUAGCGUGGCUUUUCGACAGUCUCUACAACUUUCUUUAAUAAUAACUAGGUAAGCUUAAAUAAAUGAAAACUCUUUCAAAAAUAAUCAUCAUUACAUAUUGAAUAUGAGUUUAAGUGCCUAUACAACUAACGGCCCGUUUAGUUCUACAACCUACGUCAUAAUCGGUUUGGACUUUGGAUCACAAUCGAAAAGGUAAAUAAGCCUACCUGAAUGAUUCAUCAUCAUCAUCUCAGUCAUAGGACAUUCUGAAUGAUUAAAAGGCGUCAAAUAUUUGUUUGGAUUUUUUAAGUAAAAAGGGAAUAUUGUAAGUACCGUCCGUGUUCACAAGGUGUCAUGGGACUCCCCAUCCCCACAAAAGAGUAAAGGUAAGUUAACCACUAAAAACCAGACGGGUGUAAGUACUCCGAGUCAUUACUAAUAUUACGAGUCACCUAGGCGCGUCAAUCCUAAUAUGGUCAGUCUCAUCCUGCCUAACAUUUAAAAUUUAAAUCAUGAUUUAGGUCAAUAUACAUCACAUCGAAAUAUGCUACAGGUACAAAAAAAGUUUAAAAGAACAUUGUGAACUCUGAACAUAAAAAAAAAACAAAAUUUUGACAAUAAUUUAAGAGCUUAUUUGAUUUUCACUCAUUAUUCUGGGUAAUCCCAUAAUUUAUGGGAUUGCGGUUUGUUUCUAACCAUUGAAUGAAUGAACCACCAACGUAUACAUGUGACGUAUACGUUAAACGCAGCUUAAUAUGAAUCACUUUGUUUUAAUAUAAAAGCAACUGUAAAGCGAAUUAUUGCAUUGGUAAACCAACUGUCAAUCAAAUGCACUACAAUAGUGCUUAUUAACAGUUAGUAAACCAAGUUUGCAAUAGUUACUUUUUAGUAAUUUGUGAAUCGGGCUAUCAAAAUGUAUCUUAAUUUGUUAGUGUUUGUGACUGGGAUUAUCUCAAUUAUGGGACGCCCGACCGAAGAAGAUAAUGAUAUAAACUCAUCUGGCAGCUCAAAUCCAAUACUUCAAUGGCCGCUAGAAAGUAACACGUUUUUGUUUCCGACGAUAUUGAACUCCAACGAUGUUAUAAACAUCACCGUUUUAAAUAAUUGUAAUAGUUUUGGAAUAAGUUUUAUGGGAGAUUAUGACGGUUCAACAGAUAAAGCCAUAUUUUCAUUGAAAAUAAAUAUGGAAUCCAGAUAUGUUACCGUCUACGACGAAUAUAAUGUACUACUUGUUGAAGAGGACAUUUAUCACUUCUUUCAUAACGGCGAAGAAAACUUAAUUAACAUGCGGCUCAAAAGAAGAUUAAAUGCCGACACUGCGGAAAAUAACAUAUUAGAAAUUAGCACGAAUUCAAUUCAGCGUACAUUCGUCGUUAACAAAAUCGAUAAAAUAAGAUACUUUCAGUUCAGUGACAAAAAUGUGAAAGUUAUUAAUUUGGAUUUUAAAUUUGCUUAAGUACCUAGGUAUAAUAUAGCAAUCGAUCUCAGAUAGGUGAAUUGUUAUUAUUUAUUUAU
Molecule: messenger RNA, 1800 nt
Organism: Ostrinia furnacalis (Asian corn borer)
Lineage: Eukaryota; Metazoa; Arthropoda; Insecta; Lepidoptera; Crambidae
Exons: 4
Coding region: 1199-1741 (180 amino acids)
Source: RefSeq, a predicted model, not a curated record